GGUAGGCCAGCCAAGAUAUUAGUCUUCCCUCGGCUGCCAAACUUUUUAGUCUCGUUCUGACUGUGGAAUAGGUUGUACAUUGUUUGUUGGCACAGUUUGCUAGAUAUAAAUCAGACAAAAAAUGAGGACUAUCGUAAUAUUUCCCGUUUUAUUGGCCUUCAUGGCAACGUUCGGUUGCUCAGAAGCAGCAGGUACCUCAGUAAAUGGUAUCCUUGACGGCCUGGGUGGUAUACCUCUGGUCGGCCAGCUGGUACAGAAUAUUGUUGGCGGAGUGAUGACGUUGCUGUCAACCCUUUUCCGAAACCUUUCGGAAUUUUUAAGUCCAAGCUCAGGUGGCUCUGGAAGUGGUGACUCCGGAAGUGGUAGCUCGGGAAGCAGUGGCUCUGGAAGCGGUAGUUCUGGCUCUGGAAGCGGAAGUUCUGGCUCUGGGUCGAACGGUGGUAGCGACGGGGGUUCUUCUUCUUCGGGAAACUCUCGCAGAAGGCGCUGAUCGAUCGCAACAGGGUGGUCCUGCUGCUGACGUCAGUGCUAUGCUUAUGUCUGCAUUUUGAAGUCGUUCCUCUGUAAGGAAGACAAACAUCAAAUUGUGCUCAAUAAACAAAAUUUCAAGGAUUA
This is a messenger RNA of Copidosoma floridanum, 615 nucleotides long. RefSeq lists its product as uncharacterized. Lineage: Eukaryota; Metazoa; Arthropoda; Insecta; Hymenoptera; Encyrtidae. The record is from RefSeq and is a predicted model, not a curated record.